Messenger RNA from Juglans microcarpa x Juglans regia, 2099 nucleotides. RefSeq names its product O-fucosyltransferase 31. The transcript is spliced from 10 exons. The record is from RefSeq and is a predicted model, not a curated record. Lineage: Eukaryota; Viridiplantae; Streptophyta; Magnoliopsida; Fagales; Juglandaceae. Bases 289 to 1830 code for a protein of 513 amino acids.
UUCCUUUGUUCCAUACAAACGACACGCAACCCCUCUCUCAUAAUGCAUUUGGUGGAAGAGGCCACGUGUCUGUGAAGCUUUACUCUCUCUCUCUCUCUCUCUCUCCUUCUUCCCAAGCUGUAGACAGACAGCCGCUGGGUUACAUAAGUAGCUAUUAAUGCCCUUACAGCUCUGAUCCGUUCACUUCCUCCAUUCAUUUUUGUGGAGCGGGCUUUAGGGUUUUUAGUUUUACAGUGAAGCAAAGAAAACCCAGUUUCUGAUCUGAUCUUAGUCAGAAACCGAUUGAGGAUGGUGAGGCUUCAGUACCGGCCACAUAUAGGAGGAGGAGGAGGAGGAGCACUGGCUGGGCUUUUGGUGCUGCUCUUUCCGGUGUUCUUGCCCAGUUUGUUCAGCCCUUUAGGCCAUGCCUCGCCUUCCAUGUUCUCGGAAUGGAAUGCUCCAAAACCGAGGCAUUUUCGUCUUCUCAAGAGUGCUUUACAAAGCGAAACUACAAAUGCACAGCAGUCAGAUCUCUGGAUUCCUCUGGCCAACCAAGGAUUGAGACCUUGUGUUGAAUCAACAAAAACCCCUUCAGCAUUACCCGAGAAAUCUCAAGGAUACAUUCAGGUAUUUCUUGAUGGAGGAUUGAACCAGCAGAGAAUGGGGAUAUGUGAUGCAGUUGCUGUUGCUAAAAUACUGAAUGCCACACUGGUGAUCCCACAUCUUGAAGUGAAUCCUGUUUGGCAAGAUUCAAGCUCAUUCAUGGAUAUAUUUGAUGUGGAUCAUUUUAUCGAUACAUUGAAGGACGAUAUUUCUAUUGUGAAAGAGCUGCCGUAUGAGUUCUUCUGGAGCACAAGGGAGUACUAUGCUACGGCAAUCCGAACUACACGGAUUAAGACAGCACCAGUUCAUGCUUCAGCUAACUGGUAUCUAGAGAAUGUGCUGCCUGUACUACAAAGUUAUGGAAUUGCUGCGAUUGCCCCAUUCUCUCAUCGUCUGGCUUUUGACAACUUACCUGUGGACAUUCAACGGCUACGUUGUAAAGUUAACUUCCAAGCUUUAGUUUUUGUUCCUCAUGUUAGAGCACUUGGUGAUGCUCUUGUCAGCCGCCUGCGCUAUCCUUCUGACAAAAGGGGAGCACUUGGCACCAACUAUCUCCAGGAGAGCACAGAAGGGGCAGGGAAGUUUGCGGUGCUACAUCUUCGGUUUGAUAAAGAUAUGGCAGCUCACUCAGCCUGUGAUUUUGGUGGGGGCAAAGCUGAGAAACUGGCUCUAGCCAAGUAUAGGCAAGCGAUCUGGCAGGGAAGGGUUCUUAACUCCCAGUUCACUGAUGAAGAGUUGAGAAAUCAAGGGCGUUGCCCAUUGACACCGGAAGAGAUUGGAUUGCUUCUCGCAGCUUUGGGCUUUGACAACAGUACUCGGUUAUAUCUUGCCUCCCACAAGGUAUAUGGUGGAGAAGCUAGGAUUUCAACUUUACGAACACUGUUUCCACUAAUGGAAGGCAAAAAGAGUCUAGCUUCUGCAUUGGAACGCGCCCAGAUCAAAGGAAAGGCAUCCUUGUUAGCUGCAGUUGAUUACUAUGUUAGCAUGCAUAGCGACAUCUUUAUAUCUGCUUCUCCAGGAAAUAUGCACAAUGCAUUGGUGGGACAUAGAACUUAUGAGAACCUGAAGACUAUUAGGCCGAACAUGGCAUUAUUGGGCCAACUCUUCCUAAAUAAAAGCAUUGUUUGGUCAGAUUUCCAGCAGGCAGUGAUAGAAGGGCAUGAAAACAGACAAGGGCAGAUCAGAGUUAGAAAACCAAAGCAGUCCAUAUACACAUAUCCUGCACCUGAUUGCAUGUGCAAUGCUUGAAGUUAUUUAUCUAGUCAAGGAUUUGAGGCUGCUAUCUGUAUCACAUGAUUUGGUACUUCCACUAUUGUUUGUGUCUACUUACUGGCUUGUAUAUUGGUAAAAUAAGUCACAAUCCCAUAUCUCAAAAUUCAUAGUCCUGACUCCUGUUCAUGUAACGAUCCAAGUAAAUGUUUGAGGUAUUUAAUGAGGAUGGGAGGGGUGAUGUUAAUGAUGGGUUUGUAAUCAUCAAUUCCUUCUGAAUGAUUAAGGUAAAUUGACAGUACUUCUAA